Messenger RNA from Hyposmocoma kahamanoa, 2272 nucleotides. Its product is annotated as tetratricopeptide repeat protein 7B-like. Gene Ontology annotation, cellular component: plasma membrane. The record is from RefSeq and is a predicted model, not a curated record. The transcript has 13 exons. Gene Ontology annotation, biological process: phosphatidylinositol phosphate biosynthetic process; protein localization to plasma membrane. NCBI's taxonomy places the organism in Eukaryota, Metazoa, Arthropoda, Insecta, Lepidoptera, Cosmopterigidae. Bases 110 to 2272 code for a protein of 720 amino acids. Gene Ontology annotation, molecular function: protein binding.
CUGAAAUCGUAUUGCAAAGUGUAAGGUGUUUUGUAAUGUGAUAAAUUAAGUGAAGUGAGUGCUGAGGUGGAUGGUGUGUUAAGGGGCAGGGCGCAGCUUGGGCGGCAGAAUGACGUCGCGCAACAAAAGCGCCGUGCGCGGCUUUGAGGCUGAGAUUGAGAAGAGCCGCGAGGAGGCCAACUGGAAGAAAGCCGUGGAGCUGGCAGAACAGCUUAAAGCACGCUCCCCGCAGCAUGAAAGUCUAGCACAUUUCCUCAUCGGUGAAGGAAAAUUGGAGGCGUUUCUUGAUGAAUACCCUCCUUGCAAGGAGAACAUCGAGCGAGCACAGCGGGAGCUCACAAAUGCCAGUGGGUUCCUCAAUUUGGCCACACAGGAGGCAGGCAAGAAGGCCGGUGUGGCGCUUGAUGCACACCUGCUCCUCGGCAAGCUUAACUAUGCUUGUGGCUCUUAUGAGGAGGCCCUUAAACAUUACAAAAUGGCUGAACUCAAUACACUUACUGAGAAAGAACUACCUGUGCGCAGUCUACGCAUCGUGGCGGAGUCGUACGCCAUCAAGGGCCUAUGCCUGGAGGAAAGUGCGCCGCCUUCCUCCUCGCGGUACAAGCAAGCCGAGCGCGAUGCUGAGAUGAUUCGCAGCUACGAGCUGGCGUCGGAGCUGACGCUGCUGUAUCUGCAGCGCACGGGCGGCGCGGGGGGCGCGGGGCCCGUGCUGGAGACAGCGCUGCAGCGCGUGCCCAUCCUGCACAUGCGCGCCAUGCGGCUGCACAGCGCCAUCGACAGGUACCGCAGCAUGCUGAUGGCGGUGGAGGCGGCGGGCACGCAGGCGCUGCGGCUCACGCUGGCGAGGCAGCUCGCCGAGGUGUUGCUUCGCGGUGUCACCGGACAGGUGUACAAGACGGUGGAAGCGCCACGCUCGACUUCGCAGACGACGGUCGGCUCGCUGCCGCGCCGCGACCAGGUCGUCGCGGAGGGGCCCUGGAAGCCCAAGAAGUAUGCCGGUCUCAACCAGUUCGUGCCGGCGAACGAGUUCGAGGAGGUGCUGCUGGUGCUGCUGGUGGGCGAGGCCAUGGCGGUGCGCGACGCCGUGCUGUCGCAGGCGCCGGAGUUCGGCGCGGCGCGCGACCACGCGCUGCACAACGCGGUGGCGCUGGUGGACCUGCUGGCGCUGGCCGCCACGCGCUGGGGCCAGCUGUGCCUGGUGCUGGAGUCGCUGGAGCGGACCAUGAAGUUCUCGUUCGGCUGCGCGCACGUGUGGCGCCAGCGCGCGCUGGCCACGGCCGCGGCCGCCGCGCCGCCCGCGCGCCCGCCGCCCUUCGGCGACUUCGUCUCCGCCGGCAGCCCCGCCUGGACGCUGGGCGUGCGCGCGCACGGCGUGGCGCAGCGCGCGCUGCAGCUGGCCCCGCGCGACGCCGCGCUGCGCCUCGUGGCCGCCAACACCUGCUACAACAUGGGCUGGCUGCGGGAGGGCGUCGAGCUGGCCGAGGCGGCGCUCAGGAUCGAGGAGGAGGGCGACGGCGAGAUGGAGGCGCGCGCCUGCCUCUUCGUCGGCAUCGGCUACCAGAUGAAGGCGCAGAGCUCGCACGACCGCAUCGAGAAGGAGGCGGCGAACGAGGCCUGCCGGCGGUACCUGGUGCGGUCGGCGCGGCUGGACGGCCGCGACCACCUGGCGCUGUACCACCUGGCGCUGCAGCAGCUGCGCGAGGGCGCCCUGAACGAGGCCAUGGACGCGUGCCGCGCCUGUCUGGCCGCGCGGCCGGAGUGCGCGGCGCGGCCGCGGACGCGAAACCCGGAGGUCUACCGCGAAAUACGACGCUGCGCGGCGACGAAGCUCGUGCGUCCUGCACAUGCCAGGCUUACUAUGAAAGCAACGGCAGAACUCGGCGCCGUAGCCGCCGCAAAGCUUCGUCGCCCCGCAGCGUGGCCUUCCGCCCCGCCGGCGCUGACGCCCUCGCCUCCGCAGCGCGGCCAGGUGCACGCGGCCAGCGGCGAGUGGGAGGAGGCGCGCCUGUGCUUCCAGAACGCGCUGGCCGUGCACCCCACGCACCUGGACACCAUCGUGCAGCUGGGGGCGGCGUACUACCAGCUGGGCUGGCUGCGGCUGGCGGAGAAGUCGUUCCGCGAGGCGGCGUCGCUGGCGCCGCUGCGCGCCGACACGUGGCGGCGCCUGGCGCUGGUGCUGCAGGCGCUGGGCGAGCCGCAGUCGGCCGCCGACGCCGCCGCCGCCGCGCUGCAGCUGCAGCCGCACGCGCCCGCGCUGCCGCUGCCGCUCUGA